CACGGUACCGGUGCUCGUACUAGAGGAGGGACCACAGACGGACAUUCUGCUCAGCAGCAUCCUUACAACCAUCAACACUGAGCACUGGAUUUUACCGAGACUUUACAUGGAGCUGGACAUCACACUGGUAAUAUUGCAGGCAGUGACUGUCUAAGGAUAGUCCACCCAGAAAGAACAAUGAAAAAACCUGCACUCAUACAUUAUUGAAGGACAGGAGUGCCUUCACAGAUAUCAUGACUCCUGGAGAGCUUCUGGAAAAGUAUCAUAAUAAUUAAUGUCUUCUCUCUUGAAAGCUAUGGACUGAGACGUUGGCUUCUUGGUGUGAGACAUAUUUCACUUUUCCAUGAUGGUCCUGUUUCUAGCAGCUCUCAUUUCAAACAGUUCCUCUCAUGGAAACCUGACAACAGAAUCUCCGGCGCCUCAGGGCCCACAUGUCUUAGCCUCAGGCCUCGUCACCUCUCUCCUUCUCGUCAUCUUUAUUCUCCUCAUCGCCUACAUUUUGAGGUUUAGAGAGCAAAGGAAGGAUCUUGUCGCUUCGGUUGACAAGAAGAUGCCAAAUGGCUUUUUGGAAGAUCAAGAACAAACAGUGGUGCUUCUUCCCAGAUCACCCUCUCCAUCAAAGCGUUAUUUUCCCAUUCCACUGGACUCCCUGGAGGAAGAGUUUCGCCUACGCAUGGCAGAUGAUGGCAAACUGUUCAGAGAGGAAUUUAAUUCUUUGCCUUGCGGUUUUGGCUGUGGUACCUUUGAAGAGGCAAGCAGAGAUGAGAACAGAGAAAAGAACAGAUAUCCCAAUAUUCUGCCCUAUGACCACUCAAGAGUGCUACUUUCACAUAUAGAUGGAUAUAUGGGCUCAGAUUACAUAAAUGCCUCUUAUAUAGAUGGUUACAGAGAAAAAAACAAAUUUAUCGCAGCUCAAGGCCCAAAACUAGAGACAGUGGGAGAUUUCUGGAGAAUGGUUUGGGAGCAAAAAUCUACCACUAUAGUCAUGUUAACCAACACAAGAGAGAGAAAAGAGGAAAAAUGCUAUCAGUACUGGCCUGAGCAGGGCUGCUGGAUCUACGGCUGUGUGAGGGUGGCAAUGGAAGAUGUCACAGUGUUGGUGGACUACACAAUCAGGAAGUUCUGUGUGCAGCACCAUGCUGCUGAUGGUUGCAGACCUCCAAGGUUGGUCACUCAGCUGCACUUCACCAGCUGGCCUGAUUUUGGUGUACCCCUCUCCCCUAUUGGCAUGCUAAAGUUCCUCAAGAAAGUCAAGAGUGUCAACCCUCCCCAUGCUGGACCAAUCAUAGUGCACUGUAGUGCUGGGGUUGGCAGGACUGGGACGUUCACUGUGAUUGACGCGAUGAUGGAUAUGAUGCACGCUGAAGGGAGGUUGGAUGUGUUCGGCUUUGUGUCCAGAAUAAGAAAGCAGCGCUGUCAACUCAUUCAAACAGAUAUGCAGUAUUCGUUCAUUUACCAGGCACUUUUGGAGCAUUACCUGUUUGGUGACACUGAGCUUGACAUCGCUUCAUUGGAGGGUCAUCUCCACAAACUCCACAACACACACACACACAUGGACCGAGUGGGUCUGGAGGAAGAAUUCAGAAAACUGACUAAUGUCCGCAUAAUGAAGGAGAACAUGAGAACCGGAAAUCUGCCUGCUAACAUGAGAAAAAACAGAGUACUGCAGAUCAUCCCAUAUGACUUCAACAGGGUCAUUUUAUCAAUGAAAAGAGGGCAGGAAUUCACAGACUACAUUAAUGCAUCUUUCAUAGAUGGUUAUAGGCAAAAGGAUUACUUUAUAGCAACUCAAGCACCUUUGGCUCACACUGUGCAGGACUUUUGGCGCAUGGUAUGGGAAAGGAAGUGCCACUCUCUUGUCAUGCUGACUGAACUGAAAGAGAGAGAACAGGAGAAGUGUGUACAUUACUGGCCAGCAGAGGGCAGCGUUUCAUUUGGAGAGUAUGUACUGGAGCUGAAGAGAGACACACUUUGUGAGACUUUCAGCAUUCGAGACAUGCUGCUGUCAUAUGCACCAGAGAAGCAGAAACGUCUAGUAAGACAGUUCCAUUUCCAUGGUUGGCCAGAGAUUGGAAUCCCGUCAGACGGAAGGGGAAUGAUUGACAUAAUUGCUGCAGUGCAAAAACAACAACAGCAAUCUGGAAACAACCCAAUAGUGGUGCACUGCAGUGCUGGUGCUGGUCGGACCGGAACCUUCAUUGCCCUCAGUAACAUCUUAGAGCGGGUCAAAGCCGAAGGGUUACUGGAUGUAUUUCAGACAGUGAAGAGUUUACGCACUCAGAGACCACAUAUGGUCCAAACCGUGGAACAAUAUGACUACUGCUACAGAGUUGUGCAAGAUUUUGUUGACAUCUACUCUGACUAUGCUAAUUUCAAAUGAGUGCAGCUUAUCAACACACAUUUAUAUUACUGAAGAAAACAACAAUAUUAUUACUGUGGCUUAGUGACACUCCAUGCACUUGACAUUUCCUAUUCUUGCUAUUUAUAUGCAGUUAAGGUAAUAUUUUGGAUAGGACCAGAUUCCAGUGGCUUAACCAUGUCUUUUGCAUUACGUUUUUGUUAUGUUUGUGUAGUCAUCUAUAUGAAGACAGCUUUUUUUUCUUUUAAUAUGACCAUAAUAUUUGUACAUUAACAUAUUUUUUUGUUUACUACAAAAUUAUUUUAUUUAAAAAAAAAAAAAAAAAAAAAACUGUUCACAACUGAAGUGUAAAGCAUUCCAAUCUCAGUAUUUGUUCAUUCCUUCUAUUUAUACCACAGCUUGCUUCCCAGAAAUGAUCUGCAUGGUUAUUUGUGUGUACUAGUGUACUAAAAGUAAUUAGAAUACUUCCAAAUUUGAAUUUUAUGGCAAUUCUUGGCCAGACUCUGAUUUGCAUCAGCCCUGAUAAGUCACUUGUUCCAUUUACAUGCUCUUCACCUUUCACGUCAACCUUCAACCUGGGAUGUCCAGCGACUUUAAGCAGGCUUGAAAGUUUCUGUGAUGACAAUGCUGUUUAUUACUAGGACUUUAAGCCAAUCAAAUAAUAAAGAGGCGAAAGCUGUGACAGAUACAGAUGUGGAUUAAAGCAUAAAACACUCAAAGGAAAUAAUAAAUCCAUAAUGAUAUUUGGUAGUGAAAUUUUGUCAUAAAGGGUUUGGUGAAACCUGUGAAAAAACAAAUGAACAGCUUCCUGCUUUUUUGAACAAGGUCGAGUAGAAAAGCUCUUCUGUACUGUCAAUGCGGUGUUCUUGAAACAGGGUGAUAAAUUAUGAAGAAAAUGAGGAAAGACGUAUGCCUUAAUCCUGAAUAACACCAUUUUCUGCAAUAAAAUGUUUCAGUCAAUA
Pimephales promelas (fathead minnow) is the source of this 3321-nucleotide messenger RNA. RefSeq names its product protein tyrosine phosphatase receptor type Eb (gene ptpreb). Gene Ontology annotation, molecular function: protein tyrosine phosphatase activity. Gene Ontology annotation, biological process: protein dephosphorylation. The record is from RefSeq and is a predicted model, not a curated record. Lineage: Eukaryota; Metazoa; Chordata; Actinopteri; Cypriniformes; Leuciscidae.